GCGCCCGCCUCCUCCCCGCCGGGGGCGGAGUCGCUGCCACGCUGGGUCCGGGUCUGCGCCUCUGGCCCCUGCUAACCUCCUCCCGGCGAGCUGCGGGGCGGGGUGGCGGGUCCGGCCGCCUUGGGACGCUGCCCGCGGCGGGGCUGGGGAGGGCCGCGGGGCGCGGGGCUCCGGGCUCCGGAGGCCGCUGAUGGGAGGCGGCGCCCCCGCGGGCGAGCGACGGCGCCGCGGCCACCAUGGGGAACAAGCAGACCAUCUUCACCGAAGAGCAGCUGGACAACUACCAGGACUGCACCUUCUUCAAUAAGAAGGACAUCCUCAAGCUCCAUGCACGGUUCUAUGAACUGGCCCCCAACCUCGUCCCGAUGGACUACAGGAAGAGUCCCAUUGUCCAUGUGCCUAUGAGCCUCAUCAUCCAGAUGCCAGAGCUCCGGGAGAAUCCCUUCAAGGAAAGGAUUGUAGAGGCUUUUUCUGAGGAUGGCGAAGGGAACCUCACCUUUAACGACUUCGUGGACAUGUUUUCCGUGCUCUGUGAGUCAGCUCCCCGAGAGCUCAAGGCAAACUACGCCUUUAAGAUCUAUGACUUCAACACUGACAACUUCAUCUGCAAAGAGGACCUGGAGCUGACACUGGCCCGGCUCACCAAGUCAGAGCUGGAUGAGGAUGAGGUGGUGCUCGUGUGUGACAAGGUCAUCGAGGAAGCUGACCUAGAUGGCGAUGGCAAGCUGGGCUUUGCUGACUUUGAGGACAUGAUCGCCAAGGCUCCUGAUUUCCUCAGCACUUUCCACAUCCGGAUCUGAGGACACUGCUGAGGCUACAGGACCUGGAAGCCCACCUCCCAGUUCUGCUGCCUAUACAAGUGUGGCUGCAUGCUUCCCAGGAAAAGAGCUGCAGCCUCUGGGGUUUACACCCAUGGACAUUUCCUGUGGCCCUUUCAGCAAAAAAAAAAAAAAAAAAACUUAACCAGAGAAGUAGGAUGUGAGGAGUAGGAGUAGGACCCUUUCCAGGGCUCCUCGUGGUCCAGACUCAAGACCCAUAGCCCCUGAGCAGAACCUCCUGUCCACCCCAUGCCUAGUCCUCUCCCCAUCCAGCCCUGGGAAGGUAAGGAAGAAAAUCUAACAGGAGGUGGUAGAGUCUAACUUGUCCAUGUGCUGGGCUGACACCCCAGUCACACAGGGCAAAUAAAAAAAAAAAAAGUUGGGGUUUUAAUGAGCUAUGCAAUCUUCUUCCAAAAUCCCAAAAUCCAAGGCUGAGCUGUGCCCCACUCUG
Molecule: messenger RNA, 1269 nt
Organism: Sciurus carolinensis (gray squirrel)
Lineage: Eukaryota; Metazoa; Chordata; Mammalia; Rodentia; Sciuridae
Gene: Cib2
Product: calcium and integrin binding family member 2
Exons: 6
Coding region: 237-800 (187 amino acids)
Molecular function (GO): calcium ion binding
Source: RefSeq, a predicted model, not a curated record